UAAUUGCCCACCAGAGAAUCGGAGCCAGAAUCCAAUCGACACUCCCUUCUCCCUCGCGCGGCAAAUUUCUUCGCUUCUCGAGAACGAUCUCUCAUUUCCCUUUCACUCCCCUGCGUGGUUGCGUGACCGAGGAAGUUCCCCCAACGACUGAAGGGACAAAGACGAAGAGGAGAAUUUUCGAGCUACUAGUACUUGCUACUGGCUGCGACGCUUGCAACUUAGGGCUGUGACGCAGUCCCGAGGUGCACGAUUGGUGGACUCGGCGUUCCUCUAGUUUGCUCUGACUUGCGGACGACGCUCGAGAAUUGCGUGAGAUAGUUGGUUGGACCAGCUGCAAAACAACUGGGAUUGUGGAAAGACGGUCAUGCUGAAUGUUGCUUCCAUUCGGUGGAUCAGGUAUGAAUACCACGAUGGAUGACAUUAACUUGAUUCAGCAGGCACAAAGGCAUCACCUGGUGGUUAGGCAGCUUGGUGAAGAGAUUGAUCUGGAAAUUGGCCCUGGGGACGAUGACCCUUCAUUUGGUAACUCCACUCUAAUCGGCGGCCCGCCACGAGAACCUUCAUCGGAGGAGCCUGAUGACACUAAGCAGAUGGUGAUGGUUUCUCAACUUCCUAGUGAUGAUCAGGAUAUGUCGAGGACACAGCCUUCGAAAAGGAAGAAGAAGGUUGUAAAAAGAUGGAGAGAGGAAUGGGCUGAUACAUACAAGUGGGCAUAUGUUGAUGUAAAGGAGGGGACAGCUAGGAUAUUUUGCUCUGUCUGUAGAGAGUAUGGUCGGAAGCAUAGACGGAAUCCUUAUGGGAAUGAAGGUAGUCGAAAUAUGCAAAUGAGUGCACUUGAAGAACAUAACAACAGUCUACUACACAAGGAGGCUCUUCGGCUGCAGAUGGCCUCGAAGGAUAAGAUGGUUCCUGAUAAACCUGUUUAUGUGAAAGCUCUCAUGUCAAAAACUGCUGGAUCAAUUGUUGAUACUGCACUAAAAAGAGAUCCACAUGAGCUCGAAUUCAUACAAUCGGUUCAGGAGGCGGUGCACGCCUUGGAGAGAGUCAUUGCGAAAAAUGCCCACUACGUCAACAUCAUGGAGCGCUUGCUAGAACCUGAGAGAACAAUUAUCUUUCGAGUUCCAUGGGCAGAUGAUAGGGGCGAGACACAUGUCAAUCGAGGUUACAGGGUACAAUUUAAUCAGGCGCUUGGUCCCUGUAGGGGUGGUAUCCGUUUCCAUCCAUCAAUGAACUUGAGUAUAUGCAAGUUCCUUGGUUUUGAGCAGACUCUGAAAAAUGCCUUAUCACCAUACAAACUUGGAGGUGCAGCUGGUGGAAGUGAUUUUGAUCCGAAAGGAAAAAGUGAUAAUGAGAUCAUGAGCUUUUGCCAGAGUUUUAUGAAUGAGAUUUAUCGGUAUUUGGGUCCAGAUAAGGACCUCCCAUCGGAGGAAAUAGGUGUGGGAACUCGGGAAAUGGGAUUCCUCUUUGGACAGUAUCGACGCAUAGCUGGCCAUUUUCAGGGGAGUUUUACAGGGCCCAGGAUUUUCUGGUCGGGCUCUAGCCUCCGAACUGAAGCUACUGGCUAUGGCCUGGUUUUCUUUGCACAACUCAUACUGUCUGACAUGAAUAAAGAGCUGAAAGGACUGAGAUGUGCAGUAAGUGGUUCUGGAAAGAUUGCAUUGCAUGUUCUGGAGAAGCUUAUAGCUUAUGGUGCUGUUCCUAUCACUGUAUCUGAUUCAAAGGGGUAUUUGGUGGAUGAGGAUGGAUUCGACUAUCUGAAAAUAUCAUUUUUAAGAGAUAUCAAAUCUCAACAGAGAAGUCUGAGAGAUUAUUCGAAGACGUAUGCGAGAUCCAAAUACUUUGAUGAAGCAAAACCUUGGAAUGAAAGGUGUGAUAUUGCAUUCCCUUGUGCUUCUCAAAAUGAAAUUGAGCAGUCUGAUGCCUUUAAUUUGGUGAAUUCAGGUUGCCGUAUUUUAGUGGAAGGUUCUAACAUGCCUUGUACACCCGAAGCUGUUGAUGUGCUGAGAAAAGCUAAUGUUCUCAUUGCUCCUGCAAUGGCUGCUGGUGCUGGAGGGGUUGUUGCUGGAGAACUUGAACUGAAUCAUGAGUGUAAUCUGCUGCAGUGGUCCCCGGAGGACUUUGAAUCGAAAUUACAGGAAGCAAUGAAACAGAUAUAUCAAAGAGCCCUCAAAGCAGCAACUGAUUUCGGUUAUCAAAAGGACAAUCCAGAGGCAUUGGUACAUGGAGCUGUGAUCUCCGCCUUUCUGAUGAUUGCCCAAGCUAUGACUGAUCAAGGAUGUGUAUAGUGGAGACAACGAAUAACGUUGGGAGUUCAUCCUUGCUCCUCAGCAAUUAGCUCAUUCGUACCUGGACUGGACCUGCUUAUACUCUGGAUGACAUCGGUUCAGUGGCCCGAACCUGAUGGAACAUCUUGGCAUUCGUGUAAAGAGCAUCGAUCAUAAGUGUGUCGAGGGAGGCGGGGAUCAGUGGAAGUCGGUAGGAUCUCUUUGUAACAUAAGUGUAGUCUUAUACCCGAGACAUGGAAGAUAGAAUUCUGUCCAUAAUUUAAGAAGACAUGUUUACAUGAAUAGAUUUAGUCGUGAUACGAGAAAACGUCCCGAUUGAUUGCUCAAGUCAUCGUUGUUUGCUCCUAAAGAUGUGGGCACCGGGCAAAACUUGUGGGGAUUCAUCCUCUUAUGUGAAAUGCUGAAAAUUAAAGCGAUUAUUGUUAGGAUU
Messenger RNA from Rhodamnia argentea, 2715 nucleotides. RefSeq names its product NADP-specific glutamate dehydrogenase. Gene Ontology annotation, molecular function: L-glutamate dehydrogenase (NADP+) activity. NCBI's taxonomy places the organism in Eukaryota, Viridiplantae, Streptophyta, Magnoliopsida, Myrtales, Myrtaceae. The transcript has 16 exons. Gene Ontology annotation, cellular component: cytosol. Bases 372 to 2285 code for a protein of 637 amino acids. The record is from RefSeq and is a predicted model, not a curated record.